Molecule: messenger RNA, 3891 nt
Organism: Polychytrium aggregatum
Lineage: Eukaryota; Fungi; Chytridiomycota; Chytridiomycetes; Polychytriales
Product: sterol-sensing domain of SREBP cleavage-activation-domain-containing protein
Exons: 4
Coding region: 1-3891 (1296 amino acids)
Biological process (GO): SREBP signaling pathway
Cellular component (GO): endoplasmic reticulum membrane; Golgi membrane
Molecular function (GO): protein binding; sterol binding
Source: RefSeq, a predicted model, not a curated record
AUGCCAUCCGAGGGGCUCGUCCGGUCCAGGAUCGACAGGCUCUUCUACCACCACGGACUCGUCUGUGCCUCGAGGCCCUACUCAACGCUGCUUUUCUCCUUCGCCCUCAUCAUAUAUCUUUCCUACCCGGUGCUGUCGUCCACCAACAAGACCAAUCCCUUUGUCCAUCUGAUCGAGGAGCACCGAGCCUGGGAUGAGCUGCACACCCGCCCAACCGAUUCGUGGCUGCUGAACCUUGGGCGCUUCGUUCUCUACCAAGCCUCGUCCGCCUCAGCCAGCUCCGUGGUGCUGCUGCUCUGCUAUGCCAUCGUCUUUGUCUACAUUUCGCUGGUGAUGCAAAAGAUCGACCUGGUCAAGUCCAAGUUCGGGAUCGGAUUCGGCGCCAUCCUGAUGGUCGUUGCGUCGAUGCUCAUGGCCGUUGGGCUCUGCAUCCUGAUGGGCUUUGACCAGUUGAACCAGCUCGUGCCGUGGUACGAGAUUCUGCCCUUCCUGAUCAUCGCCAUCGGUGUCGAGAACAUCCUCAAUCUCGUCAAAGCCAUCGUCCAGACCUCCAUGGACCUGCCCGUCAAGAAGCGAGUCGGUCUUGGCCUGAGCCAAAUCGGCUCCAAGAUGGCGCUGUCGAUGGGCUACCAGAUGCUGUUUCUGGUCGGCGGAUCACUCAUCGACAUCCCGGCCCUCCAGGAGUUCUGUCUCGUGGCUUCGCUCGCCGUCGUCAUCGGUUUUUUGCUCCAAAUCACGUUUUUCACCGCCAUUCUAUCGAUCGAUAUCCGGCGCCUCGAGCUGUCGGACCUUUAUCGAUUGAAGAACCCGGCUCAUUCCGCCGACGGGAAAGCCAAGGAAGGGCAGAGGAAGCAUCUGCCCCGCAGUCUUGUGCUGACAUUUUUGAUCAUGUUGUGUCUUGGAUUCGGUCUUUACGAGAGCUAUGGCAGCCGCCGCCAAGUCGGACGCCCCAUUGCACCCCUUCCCGAGGCAACGUCGGUCGUUCACUAUGAUCCCAACACAGAGAACGAGUACGGCCAAGCGGCAGAGUCGUUGUCGGCAUCAGAUCGCCCAUCUGUUUGGCCGCCAUCACUCCCUACUGCUUCGGGGUCCGCUGGUCCAUCGAGCACGGGUCCCGACGGGCAAAUCAAUCGUGCGGACCAUGAGCCGAAUGCAACUACCCCGGCGGCAUCGUUUGACGCUGUGAUCAAGUUCCUCCGCGCUCCGGUUCUGAUCGUGGGCCUGGUCGUCAGUCUGCUCGUCAGCAUCUUUGCCUGUAUCGGCUUGACGGGAUUCCUGGACUGGGUGCUCAAGCGAGUCAUCUUUGCUGGCUUGAAAAAGGUGGCCAGCAUUAUAUUUUGGCAGUACAGCCCAGAAGUGAGUCCUGUCGAUGACCAUGACGGAGAUUGGCCCGAUGCUGCAGAAUCGCUGUGGUCUGGCGGUCGCGAUCCUGCGCACACAGCAAACCCCACGCUCGCACCGCCCAAGAUCCUCUACGAUCGCAUCCGCAUCGCCACGAUCAAAUCCUCGCUUCCGUAUCCCGUUUCAAACGCCAAACUCAUCUACAAGGACGAGGGCGAUGCCGAGACCGGGCGCCACGGGUUUCAGCAAGUACUCUGGAAUCGCCUGGAAAAGCUGGUCUACUGCGACUUGCUGAGUCUGCGGCCGCUGCGAUCGACGCCAUCGGCUUCGAGCCUGUGUCGCACUUUGGCUCGGUACAGCACAGACUAUGGCACCCGCAUCAUCGCCCUUGAGCACCAACCGAAAUACCGACUCGUUAUUGUCGUGCUUGAUGAUGGCCAUAUCGACAUCUGGGAUACAGUUGACUGGAAGCGUCAGCGUCUCUUCAAGAUCAUGCUCGGCGCCUACAAGAUCACGGCUCACUGCUUCUUUGACUUGCCGGUCUUGGACAGCACGGUUCCUCAAAAGCCUGAACAACCCCUGUCGGCUGGGCCCACACUCCGGGAAGGCGCGCUGUGCAUCGCCCUCUCUAACGGUGACCUGUUUACCCUUGUUUACACCCGCCCGUCGGAGCACUUCGGGUUCCACAACAUCCAGCGGCAUGUGCCGAUAACCACCAUUGGAUCAUGCCUCGCCGGCCUGCAAUUAUUCAUCGGACUGGCCGACGGCUCCAUCGUAGCCCUGGACUCGAUGUUUCAGGCGCACGAACGGCCGGGGUCUGGCGUCCCGAUAGGCCAGCGAACCUUUAGUGGCCACGCCGACAAGAUCACCCAUUUGAAUCACCAAGCUGAUCUCAAUGUCCUUUUCAGCGGCGACGCCAAGGGACAAGUCCGCAUAUGGAGCUGUACCACUGGCGAGUGUCUGCUUGUCCUGGAGGCCGAGCCCGCGACUGCGCCAGGCCUUGCACCGCUCUCUGGCUGCUUGCGCUCCGACUCUGCCAACGGAAUCCGCCUCAAGGCACCUCGCCAAUGCUCCAGUCGAGUCUUGUCGAUCGAAGUGUACACGGCCAGCCAAACCAUGCUCGACUCGGCAGUGCAUCUGCAUGUGCAGAAGGAAUCGCGCUUGAUUGUGGCUGUGGCAACGCAAUUCGACAAUCUGAGUCUCUUUGAGGUUGUGCUCCGAUCUCGCUCGGCUCAAGGCGACCCCGGAAGAGAUACAACCCCUCUGGUCGAGGCACCGCGCUCCCACAACAGCGCCGGCUCGGCGAUCACUGUGGUGCGGACACGGCUGAUCCUCAACGAACAGGUCAACGGCUGUGGAUUUGUUCGGAUCGUGGACACGGACAAACUGCUUGGAUUCCAGCGUCGGGCCGUCUCGGAAAGUAGCAUACGCAGCUGGGAUGGACGCUAUGUCUGGGACGCCACCGACGACGAAUAUGCCCCCUCUGGGAACGCACGCAAGUCGCGGCCGAGCCAGGACUCGCAAAACGAUCGCCAGUUGUGGGUCUGGGAAAUGUGGCUGGUGGAUCUGCAUGAUCGCUUCCAGACCAGUCUCUCUCCCGAGCCCAGCGUGGUCCAAUCCAAGUUUGACUCGAUCGUCACUCAACGCAUCGCAGUUGGGCUCGACGACUUUGACGGCGAGAACAUGAUGGCGUGGGAGCGAACAACACCUGCGCCUGGUCCGUCCGAGAGCCAGACAAGCGACCCGCUCUCGUGGCUCUGGAACCCACCUGCCCAGCCAUCGCCACUGUCUCCAGCGCAGCCCAGUCAUGGCCAUGCCGCUGCUUCAAGCCUCGCUGAUCCUCGCGAUCCAUCUAAAAACUCAGCUCCUCGAUUCGGUGUCGCUGUCGCCGUCCUGGAGGAGCAGGGCUUGGUUCCUGCCACCACCAUCCCGAGACAGUCUGUGGUCGAUACCCAGUCUGCGACAUGGUCGAUGCACAGCUACGAUCGUGUUGCGACUCAUGUGCCGCAGGAUGGAUCGCCGCUCGCGUACAUCUACGACUCGGAUUCGCAAACGCAAAGUGACUCGACUGAAGGCGACGAUGAAGGCGGCCGGUAUCACUCCGACAACGGCCCAUGGACGCCGGGCCCCUCGCUGUUUGGCCAUGUGGCACCGCCAUCGGUGGUGGGGCUUGCCGACCACCAUUCCACCCCACCGAUUGCUGCUCCAACAUGCACAGACGAGGCUGCGAUGCCCGUCUCUGUCUUUGAAAUCAGCGGGGUCGAUGCCGUUGCUCACAGCAGCGACAUGCUUCUGUGCGCCAUUCCCUUUGGCAACUUCCUCAAAGUAGUCGAGGUUGGCAAACACAGCCCGGGAGCUGGUCAUGGCAGCGGCGCCGGAAGCAAGCGACGGAGCAGCGCUGGCAUCGCCGAUCCAGCCGAAGACGGACGGCUAGGACUCGGUCGAUCAGAGUCCGGCACCACGCUGAUUGCCCAGACAUCUGGCCUGGCGCUGUCCUCCAUGUCGGCGCCAUCGACACAUCUGGCUACCGGCCGCAAGAAGCGGGACUGA